Messenger RNA from Rhinichthys klamathensis goyatoka, 875 nucleotides. RefSeq names its product protein lin-37 homolog. The annotation marks the transcript as partial. Gene Ontology annotation, cellular component: Myb complex; transcription repressor complex. The transcript has 5 exons. Lineage: Eukaryota; Metazoa; Chordata; Actinopteri; Cypriniformes; Leuciscidae. Gene Ontology annotation, biological process: negative regulation of transcription by RNA polymerase II. The record is from RefSeq and is a predicted model, not a curated record.
UUAGUAAUACUUACAAAACAGUAUUCAUUCCUAAAUGGUUUGGUAGAGUUUCCUGUAAGAGCCUCUUUUUUCUUUCACAGACCAUCAUCACGAUUCCCACAACACAGAAGGAAGAAGCGUAAAGAGAUGGAUGAUACUCUGGCAGAAACCAACCAGCACAAACAAAAUGCGUAUAUUAUCAAGUUAUUUGACCGCAGUGUGGACUUGGCUCAGUUCAGCACUACCACGCCGCUGUAUCCCAUUUGUCGGGCAUGGAUGAGAAACAACCCCUCUAUGCGAGAGAGAACUGCGCCCAGCCCCCCUCACAGCUCCGGGGAGGACGAGAUGACUGACAUGCUGAAUGGCAAAGGACAGAACGUGUGCAGGCUUCCUCCGCCUGUUUCCUGUCCAGUAGGUUCAGCUGGUGAACCUGUUAAUCUCAGAAUUCCACCUGUAGAGAAACCAGCAGAGAGCCAGUCCAUAGACACUGCAGCAGGCACCUCACCUCUUAUCUACAGUCACAUCAAACGCUGGAAGAAAAUUAGACAAAAGUGGAAGGAGGCCUCCAGCAAGAACCAGCUGAGAUACAGCGAGAGCAUAAAAAUCCUUAAGGAAAUGUAUGAACGUUAGUUCACAUGCAUCCCUAGAGCAUCUGAAGAAAAUCUGUUAAAGGAAUUAAACAAAAAUAUCCAGGCAGGAAGCCUUCAAGGAGAGUGAAAUGUUGUUGUAACCAAAAUGUUGAAUUGAGAGCUGAACUUUAGCAUAAAAAAUGUGAGUUAAAUGGAUUUAUCUUUUUUUUUUUCUUUAAAUACAAAAAAAAAAAAUCACAUGGGUUUCGAAUAACUCUACAGUACUGAAUUUGAUGUGUUUGUUAAAUAAAUUGAAGGAAUUCUUUA